Molecule: messenger RNA, 1865 nt
Organism: Saccostrea echinata
Lineage: Eukaryota; Metazoa; Mollusca; Bivalvia; Ostreida; Ostreidae
Product: ras-related protein Rab-24-like
Exons: 8
Coding region: 16-666 (216 amino acids)
Molecular function (GO): GTP binding; GTPase activity
Source: RefSeq, a predicted model, not a curated record
ACAUAUCACAAUACAAUGGCGACGUCGGGGACGUUAAGCUGUUCUUUCAAGGUUGUGACUUUGGGAAAGUGUGCCGCAGGAAAGACUUGCCUUGUCACUAGGUAUGCGUGUGGACAAUACGCCGAACAAAGUGAAAGUACUAUCGGUGCAGCAUUUGUCUCUAAAAAGAUACAAGCUCUUGGGAAGAGGGUAACGCUAAAUAUAUGGGACACAGCUGGUAGUGAAAGGUAUCAGUCCAUGACUAAAAUGUAUUACAGAGGGGCACGUGCAGCCAUUUUAUGUUACGAUCUGACAGAUAAAUCUAGUUUUGAUAAAAUUAGAUAUUGGGUAGGGGAGUUACAAGAGAAUGAACAGUUUUGCCGAAUGUAUAUAUGUGGAACAAAGAAAGAUUUGAUUGACAAUGAUCCAAAGACGAGAGCAGUAUCUGCUGAUGAGGCCCAAGUGAUAGCACAAGACUUGCAAACGGACUUUUUUGAAACAUCGAGUUUAACUGGAGAGAAUGUAGAGGCUGUAUUUCAACGUAUAGGAGAGGAUUAUAUAAGGAACAUGCAUAGCUAUCCAGAAAAUCAACCCAAAACACAAGAUAACACCCAAGAGUCAUUUCAUGUACACCAGAAAGAGAAUACACAACCCUCUUCGUCAUGUAUGUCGUGUUUUAAAAGGUGAAAGUAAAGGAUGAAACGAUAAAUGUUUUAUUUAUGGAGAUGAAAGAUGUGAACUUGAGUGAAGUGUUCAAGGAUAGUGAAUGUAUGGGAAAUAACCGUAAUGAUUAUAUGUCUAUUGAGCUUGUUAAUUAUUUUUUAUAUUCUCUUUGUCUGUCUUUGUAAAUAAAUUUCAAACAACUGUAUUUUCUUGGGGAUAAACUGAAAUGCUUCAAAAACACAAUGUACAAAAAAAAUUAUUUUUCUUUAAUUUCGAUGCAUCUGAAAGAUAUAUAGUCUGUGUACGUGUGGAAUAAUAUGGUAUUUCAGGCAGAAUAGUAAAUGUGCGAUAUUUUUAGUGGUCUAGGUGUUUGAAGUAUUGUUUUAUUUAAUGUUUUUAAACAAAUGAACAAAUUCUUUAAGCAGUCUGUGAUUAAUAAAUAUGAUUGAACAUAUUUUAUGUAAUAAAAUUUUGAAAGGUUCGUUAAUUAUGAAGAGGCUUGUUGUAGUUAUAAUGUUAUAUUAUAGUUUAAAACGUUACAUUGAAAUAUUGUGCGAAUCGUUUUAUGGACAUUUAUGUCAACGGGUUAACAGGUGUUUAAAAAGCAGUCAGUAUAUCGGGUCUCAAUAGCUCAGUGGUUAGAGACCUUACACGGUACGCCAGAGGCCCCGAGAUCGAGUCCCGAUUGAGCAUUGAUUCUUCACUACCUGUAACAUUUAGUUGAAUACCAUCUGGAAAAUGCGUCUUCAAUACAACGCAGCUACGAAAAAAUGGACAAAAUAUGUCACUAUUUAUAAGGGAAACACGACUACGGAACACUCCAAGCAACAGUAGUAUGAGGCGUAUCGGGUCUACAUCGUUUUUUCCCUUUGUUUUUUGUUUUUUAUUUGAAACUAUUUUCGUUUUUUUAAAUGUUAAGCUUUCUAAAAUAAUAAGAAUUAUGUUUGAUUUCAUUCUUUGUGGAGCUUGAGGCUUUUCACAAAAAAUGUACUUUUAGUUAUUCCUUUUUAUAUUUAAAAUGAUGUUGUAUUUAAUUGAUCGUGAAAUAUGUGCUUUUCAAGUAUUGGUUCCUACAAAGAGUACAUGCUUGUUGUUUUUUCUGAACUGAGCACUAGCUUGAGUGUAAAACGUUUUAAAGCUCUAAUUAAAUGCUAGUCUAUUUUGUAUCACUACUGUUUUAAUAUUUUUUUUCAUGAAGUAUUCAAAAAUAAAAGGAAAAACUA